AUGCCUUUCUCGGAGCUUUAUUUCAAUGUCGAUAACGGCUACCUCGAGGGUCUGGUCAGGGGAUUCAAAGCUGGAAUACUCUCACAAGCGGAUUAUUUAAACCUUGUACAAUGUGAGACCCUCGAAGACCUGAAACUUCACCUGCAAAGCACAGACUAUGGAAGCUUCCUGGCUAACGAGGCUUCGCCCCUGACGGUGUCUGUCAUUGACGACAAGCUAAAGGAGAAAAUGGUCGUAGAGUUUCGCCACAUGAGGAACCAAUCGUAUGAGCCCCUGGCCAGCUUCAUGGACUUUAUCACAUAUAGUUACAUGAUCGAUAACGUCAUCUUGCUCAUCACGGGAACCCUUCACCAGCGUGCCAUCUCUGAGCUGGUGCCAAAGUGUCACCCACUGGGAAGCUUCGAGCAGAUGGAGGCUGUCAAUAUCGCUCAGACUCCAGCUGAGUUGUACAACGCCAUCCUGGUUGACACGCCGCUCGCUGCAUUUUUUCAGGAUUGUAUAUCUGAGCAGGACUUGGACGAAAUGAAUAUUGAAAUAAUCCGUAACACUCUCUACAAGGCUUAUCUUGAAGCAUUCUAUAAGUUCUGUUCCAACUUGGGAGGAACUACAGCAGAUACCAUGUGUCCAAUCUUGGAGUUCGAGGCUGAUAGAAGAGCCUUCAUCAUCACCAUCAAUUCAUUUGGCACUGAGCUAUCUAAGGAAGACCGUGCUAAGCUGUUUCCCCAUUGCGGAAAGCUUUACCCAGAAGGCCUCGCUCAGCUGGCCCGCGCUGACGACUAUGAGCAGGUCAAGGCGGUGGCUGAUUACUAUCCUGAGUACAAGCUGUUGUUUGAGGGUGCUGGCAGUAACCCAGGCGACAAAACACUGGAGGAUCGCUUCUUUGAGCAUGAGGUAAAGCUGAACAAACUAGCUUUCCUCAACCAGUUCCAUUUCAGUGUUUUUUACGCUUACGUCAAGCUGAAGGAGCAGGAGUGCAGGAAUAUUGUUUGGAUUGCCGAGUGCAUCGCCCAGCGGCACCGUGCCAAGAUUGACAACUACAUUCCUAUCUUUUGA
This is a messenger RNA of Nerophis lumbriciformis (worm pipefish), 1053 nucleotides long. The record is from RefSeq and is a predicted model, not a curated record. NCBI's taxonomy places the organism in Eukaryota, Metazoa, Chordata, Actinopteri, Syngnathiformes, Syngnathidae.